UGGGGUCAUCAAGAAGAUACCUUACAAGAGCUUCAUAACCCAUAAAGCGUAAAUGUAAGAGAAGAGACAAGUACCAGCUUUGUGUUUUGUGUGUGGCAUGCGUUAUAUAAUUCACACUCCAACCCUGUAAAGUGCGGCCUCCACAGAAACUCUACGAAGAGCUGAGAGGGGCCGAGCGCUCAACCCGUGGGCCAUGCGUCCUCCGAGGUUGCGAACGUGCCUCUCGUUGCUGCUGCUGCUGUGCGGCGGCUGCAGACUCGCAGUCUCCAGGAGGGACCAGGAGCCGGCCCCGGGUCCCUCUCGCGGCCGAUUCGUCAGCCCCGAGCGGCACGCUUGCAGCUGGCAGCUCCUGCUGCCCGCCCCGGGGCCCGCCGAGCUGGCACUGCACUGCCGGGGCCCGGACGGGGCGCACCAGGUGUGCGCCUACCGCGGGGCUCCGGAGCGCUGCGCCGCCUACGCCGCCCGCCGCGCGCUCUACUGGAAGCAGGUGCUGGGCGCCCUGCGCAGGCGGCGGCGGCCCUGCCACGACCCCGCGCCGCUGCGGGCCCGGCUGUGCGCCGGCGGGAAGGGCCAGGGCGCCGAGCUGCGCCUGUGGCCGGCCGCGUCCCCGCCCGCCGGUUUCUCUCCGGAGCCCAAGGCCCGGGCCCGAAGCCGCGGGCGGCCCCGCAAGGCCCCGCCGGAGCGCGCCGAAGGGGCCCCGCCUCCCCGGCCCCGAGAGAAGCUCCCCCGGCCGACUCAGGGCGGGAAGAAGAAGGUGGCCUCGGAACCCGAGGACGACCGAGCGCGGGGGACCCGGGCCGACCCCGACGGGCUGGACGAGAACGCGCAGCUCGCCGAGACCUACUGCGCCGAGAAGUGGCACUCGCUCUGCGACUUCUUCGUCAAUUUCUGGAACGGCUGAGCCGUGCGCGAACGUACUCAGCGGGGAUCAGGAAACUUGGGGCCCUCAAGACUAAGAUGGGAAGAAAGUAAAGGGUGGGGAGGAGAGAGAGAAAGAGA
Messenger RNA from Sorex araneus (European shrew), 999 nucleotides. It is a transcript of the gene FGFBP3, whose product is annotated as fibroblast growth factor binding protein 3. NCBI's taxonomy places the organism in Eukaryota, Metazoa, Chordata, Mammalia, Eulipotyphla, Soricidae. Gene Ontology annotation, molecular function: growth factor binding. Gene Ontology annotation, biological process: cell-cell signaling. The transcript has 2 exons. The record is from RefSeq and is a predicted model, not a curated record. The coding region runs from base 194 to 901 and encodes 235 amino acids.